AUGCACUGUGAAUGUCAAAUUCCAAAACAGCUGUUUUCAACCGCAUUGCAUAGUUAUUUUUUUGUAUAUUUGUAAAUAAAUUGCACGUAAAAAGGAAAAAAAGGAUUCAAAAUGCGCAUAACACAAUAUUUAACUAGUAAACUGAAGAACUUUUCGAAUCUGCCCAAAGAGUACAUCGAGCGCAGCAAGAAGCAGGUCUAUUGGAAAACACCACGCGAAAUAAAUUAUUUACCACGCACCGUUGAGCGCAAGCGAUUUCGCUAUACCACAAACCGUUCAUGGACAGGUCAAUUUCGGCAACAGAAUAUGCCGGCCACAAUGCGAAAAAAGGUGUUUGUGGAACCAGUUGAGGACUGGAGCUUCUUCCGUGGCGAUCGCAUUGAGGUGCUCGUUGGCAAGGACAAGGGCAAGCAGGGCUUAAUCACCCAGGUGAUACCCGAACGCAAUUGGGUUAUUGUUGAGGGCAUCAAUUGGCAUUAUCGGCGUGUGGGCGCCGAUAAAGAGUUUCCCGGCAUAACCAUUAAAUCGGAGGCGCCACUGCAUGUAACCAAAGACAUACGCCUGGCGGAUCCAUCCGAUCUGCAGGGCACCGAAUUCGAGUGGCGCUUCACAGAGGAGGGCGAAAAGGUGCGCGUCUCGUUGCGUUCCGGUCGCAUUAUACCCAUACCGGAGACAAAUAAUCAAACACACGAUUACAAAACGCCCAAUGCGUACAUUGAGCGCGAAAAGGAUACACCAGCUGCCGUCGUCAGCGAGAUCACUUUCCAGCCAAAGUUGUCCACGUUCGAAAUGGACAUCAUGGAGGAAAUGGACAUUAAGGAGGAGCGCACACCGGCCAAGAGCUAUUGGUAUUAGACAUAAUUCUAUUGCUUGUUUAUUAAAAAAAAACACAACAAAAAAAGUGUAAUUCGA
This is a messenger RNA of Drosophila grimshawi, 912 nucleotides long. RefSeq names its product probable 39S ribosomal protein L24, mitochondrial (gene mRpL24). Lineage: Eukaryota; Metazoa; Arthropoda; Insecta; Diptera; Drosophilidae. Gene Ontology annotation, biological process: translation. Gene Ontology annotation, molecular function: structural constituent of ribosome; RNA binding. The coding region runs from base 112 to 855 and encodes 247 amino acids. The transcript is spliced from 3 exons. Gene Ontology annotation, cellular component: ribosome; mitochondrion. The record is from RefSeq and is a predicted model, not a curated record.